Cylindrotheca closterium is the source of this 474-nucleotide messenger RNA. The record is from the annotation of a GenBank genome assembly. Lineage: Eukaryota; Bacillariophyta; Bacillariophyceae; Bacillariales; Bacillariaceae.
AUGAGCGUCCUUGAACAAAUCAAAGCCAACUCCAUCACCGAGCUCAAUCUUUCGCAAGACGCGGAUGAAAUUACAGAAAGAACUUCUGAAAUCGUCGAUGCCUUGCGAAGUAACAAGAGCAUCGUGUCAGUUCGCUUCGAAGGCGAGUUCCUUGGCGACAUGAGAAAUGAUUCUCGUCUCGCAGUGGUGGAAGCCAUUGGUGCGAUUCCAACAUUGCAGCGAGUCCACCUUGGUGAUACUCUGCUUGUUGUCAGUGGUAUCGCAAAGAUGCUCUCCAAGGCAACUGAUCUUCGCGAACUUUCCAUCAGCAACAUUGUUCUUCAAGGCGUCGAAUCAGAAUUUUCCUCCUUUGAAGCCACUCUGGCCUCGCACAGCGCUCUCAAGCUUUUCACCAUGGAUGAAUGUAGGCCAGCUGUGGCAGAAAUCUCACUUGACGGCUUGACCAACUCUACUACUCUGCUCAGCCAGCAAUAG